GGAUAGGGUGCAAAAUUUUGUAUUUUAAUUUUGUGAAUAUUGAGAUUUGAGAUCUAACGGUCAAGUGAUACUGAUCCAAAGGAGGAACGCAACGGAAAAACUGACAAAUCCAUGAAGUCCACGUGGCGGGAGCUAAACUGACACCAAUCUCCGUCCUUCACGGGUCCUUUCCCUCUGCGAAAGGAAAAAAGAUUAGGGACAUAAUAGUAAAUCCACAGCUCCGACUCUUACACGUUCCUGCGCAGGGUAGCGCACAAAAGGAAGAAGCUUCACUACAAAGACAUUGACGCCGCAACAGAUUUGCAGGACCACCGGACCACCGGUCCCAUCGGAGAGAGAAGAGCGCCGACGUCCAUCGCUACAAGUCCACCCUCCUCCUCCUCUCUAUGUGUUCCGCGAUCGCGGCGUCUUAAGCAUCGUCGGUUCACACUGUUCCAUCGAGCUCCCUUUCUACGCCGACUGCAGAGCUCGAGUUCCAAGGAAGAACCGCGUAGCAGAUUCAGAUCGCAGAAGGACAGUGAGAGAGAGAGAGAUUGAGUUAAACGACACCGUUUUGGUGGUGAAAUGACAAAGUCGGUGCUGAGCUAGACUGCACUAACUCUUUCACCUGUACCUCGGAGGUUGGUUGAGUAAAACCCCUGAUUAUCUUCCUGUUGAUGGAUGCUCAUAUAACCAAUACUGCUGUUAUGAAUGGAUGGUCCUUGUAUAUGUAUCUUUGACAACUGCAACUACUUUGUCAUUAAUUGAUAAUCUGUCUUGCAUUUUAGUGAGAGCAAGAGUAACUCAGAGUAUUUGACUAUUUGGGUAUGCUUUUCCUUUUUGAGAAUUUGUCAAUUAUGGGUUUGUUUUGAUUUUAUUGGUGGGUGGGGUAAAAAAGAACAAAACUGGAGUGUGAAAAAUGGGGGCAAUUGGUGGGGAAGAACUAAAGAAGUUGGAGAAGCUGCAAAUGGCAAGUGCUCGUGAGGAGAGGAUUCUUGUCUUGGUAAGGUUGAGGCCUUUGAGUGAGAGGGAAAUUUCAGCAGAUGAAGUGGCGGAUUGGGAGUGCAUCAAUGACAACACCAUCCUAUACCGUAACACCCUCCGGGAAGGUUCAACAUUUCCUUCAGCAUAUACAUUUGAUAGAGUAUUUCGGGGUGACAGCUCGACAAAGCAAGUGUAUGAGGAAGAAGCCAAGGAGAUUGCUCUUUCUGUUGUCAAUGGUAUAAAUUCGAGUAUCUUUGCAUAUGGACAAACAAGCAGUGGAAAGACAUACACUAUGACUGGAAUUACUGAGUAUGCCGUGGCAGAUAUAUUUGACUACAUACAUAAACAUGAAGAGAGAGCAUUUGCCAUGAAAUUCUCAGCAAUUGAGAUCUACAAUGAAGCUAUUAGAGACCUUCUAAGUACAGAUAAUACUCCACUUAGGCUGCGUGAUGACCCCGAGAGAGGAACUAUUGUGGAAAAAGUCACUGAGGAAACCCUGAGGGACUGGAACCAUUUACAGGAGCUUCUUUCCAUCUGUGAAGCCCAAAGAAGGAUAGGGGAAACCUCCCUAAAUGAGAAAAGCUCCAGGUCUCAUCAAAUUAUUAGAUUGACGAUUGAGAGUUCUGCUCGUGAGUUCCUAGGCAAAGAGAAUUCGACAACCCUUGCUGCUAGUGUGAAUUUUGUUGAUUUGGCUGGAAGCGAACGUGCUUCUCAGUCAUUAUCUUCUGGUGCAAGGCUGAAAGAGGGUUGCCACAUAAAUCGAAGUUUAUUGACUCUGUCAACUGUUGUUCGUAAACUAAGCAAAGGGAGACAAGGACACAUCAAUUACAGAGAUUCUAAGCUGACUCGCAUCCUGCAACCUUGCUUAGGUGGCAAUGCUAGAACUGCCAUUAUUUGUACUUUGAGUCCUGCUCGAGGACAUGUUGAGCAAACUCGAAACACUCUUUUGUUUGCUUGCUGUGCAAAAGAAGUUACUACAAAAGCACAGGUCAAUGUUGUCAUGUCUGAUAAAGCCUUAGUUAAGCAUUUACAAAGAGAGUUAGCCAGACUGGAAAGUGAAUUGAGAAGUCCUGCUCCCAUUUCCUCGAAUUCUGAUUAUGCUGCCCUACUAAGAAAGAAAGAUCUUCAGAUUCAAAAGAUGGAAAAGGAAAUUCGAGAAUUGACUCAGCAGCGCGAUCUUGCUCAUGCUCGGGUUGAGGAUUUACUAAGGAUUGUUGGACAGGAUCAAUAUUCUGAGCAGUCGGCUAGGGCAAGUCUUCAUCCUGAUCAGCAAGUUGGAGAUGCAUGGGAAGAUGAAUAUUCAGCUUCUGAGGCUGAAUCUCAUCAACAAGAUGUUGGUUUUAAAAAGUUAAAUAGAAGCCAUAGUAAUGACACAGAGAGUGAUGAGAAUCAAAAGAACACUGAAGACCAUUUUGUAUCUGAUGAUGAUCCUGAUGAGCAGUGCAAGGAAGUUCAGUGUAUUGAAAUAGAAAACUCAAGUAGGGAUAAUAACUCUGAAUUUCAUACCUUACCAGAUGGUGAAAAUGAAGGAAUGCCAACAUUGGCACCCGACGAUGGAAAUAUUGCUGGUCAGGAAAUACUCUCAAUGCCACUAAAUGGAGAUAGAGAAGUGAAUCAUGUUCAAAGUGGUUUUACAUACGAUGCAUUAGAGCAAGGACUCCAUGAUGUACAGAGGACUGUUGAUUCUCUUGUUAGGCCUUCACCAAAUGAGUCAUCUCUGGCUGCAGCAGAGUCGUCAAGUUCUAGAAGCCUGAAGUUAACUAGGAGCUGGAGCUGUAGAGCAGAUGUCAUGGCUAGUGACAAUGCUAGCACCCCACCUGCAUUGGAGAAAAACUUUCCUGGAAGACCUGAAGGUUAUGGAGGGAAAUUCCCUUUAUUAAAUUAUGGUGCAAAUGAUGGAGUGUUGACAAGGAAUAACUCUCAGUCUUCUCUUGGAAGUGCUUCAGUAGAUGACGUAAACGCAAAUAGAAUUAAAAGUUCCACAGAUGAAGAUAUUACUAGUAUUCAAACUUUUGUUGCAGGACUGAAAAAGCAACUUGUUGAUGUUCAGGGCACAGGGCUAGAUACGGAGAAUUUAGGCAACAGCAUGAAAGAUGUAGGAUUCAACCCAAUGCAUGAAGCACCAGGAACUCUUUCAGAUUGGCCUCUGGAAUUCGAGAGGCAGCAGAGAGCUAUAACUGAACUUUGGCAAGCUUGCCAUGUUUCACUUGUUCAUAGAACAUAUUUCUUCCUGCUCUUUAAAGGUGAUCCCACAGAUUCUAUUUAUCUGGGGGUAGAGCACAGGAGACUUUCCUUCCUCAAGGAAACAUUUUCUCAGGGUAAUAAGGCUGUACACGAUGGUCAGACUCUCACACUUGCUUCAAGCAUGCGAGCUCUUCGCCGUGAAAGAGAGACAUUGAGCAAGCUGAUGCGCAGAAGAUUUUCAGAGGAAGAGAGAUUGCAACUGUACCAGAAGUGGGAUAUUGGAUUGAACUCGAAGCAACGAAGGUUGCAAUUAGUCAAUCAGUUGUGGACAGAUACAAAUAAUAUGGAACGCAUCAAGGAGAGUGCUACCAUUGUUGCAAAGCUGAUUAGGUUUGUAGAGCAGGGACAAGCCAUCAAGGAAAUGUUUGGCUUGAGCUUUACUCCCGCACGACCAAGGCGAAGAUCCUUUGGUUGGAAAAACAGCAUGGCUUCUCUUUUGUGACAUUGGUAAUGCCCAAAUACACGUAUAAAGCAACCAUAGGUAAUUUCUUUAAUUGGGUAGGCUACAGCAUUCCUUUCUGUGAUUGAAACUGUAACAGAUUGUGAUGAUGAUAGUGUGGUAUAAAUUCUGAAACUUCACCUGAUCAGGGCAGAAGCAAAAUCAGGCUUUGGUAUAAUUCCUUUGCCUUUCUGGUUUUGGGUGUAAAGGUUUGGUAUUGCUCCUUUGAUACCUGUUAUGUAGAUGACUCUAGAUUCCAUGGUAUGGGUAUGGAAAUAGGGC
Rubroshorea leprosula is the source of this 3928-nucleotide messenger RNA. Lineage: Eukaryota; Viridiplantae; Streptophyta; Magnoliopsida; Malvales; Dipterocarpaceae. The record is from the annotation of a GenBank genome assembly.